AUGGCUACUGCAUUUGUCGACCCCACCAUUCCGAAGGAGUCUCCGAUUACUUCAGAAGUCCUGCAGCAGACAGCGGCCAAGAUUGGGGUCCGUGUCCCCGAUAGUAAAGCGGAUGAGUUCACUGAAAUGCUGGCGAGUGCCAGAGAGACCAUGGAGCAGGUCAUGGCAAUGCACGACUUCAUGCCAGCUUUGGACACGGAAAGGUACCCGCGUACUGGAGUGACAGCUGUUGCAACAGAGGACAACCCUCUCAAUGCGUGGGCAACAAAAGUCAUAGUGCGAAACGUCAACGAAGACGAGGUUGCUGCCGGAAUACUGGCGGGCCAACGGGUCGUUCUGAAGGACAAUGUUUGUCUUGCAGGCGUGCCAUGCCAUUUCGGCACAGAUGUCUUCGCAGGUUGGGUCCCACAGACUGAUGCUACUGUAGUGACGCGCAUUCUUGAGGCUGGCGGAACCCUUCCCUCAGUUUCUGCAUUUGGUAUCUCCAAUACGUCUGCGCUCGGUCUCGUCGGCAACCCAUAUGGCAAAACGCGCUCUGCUGGCGGGUCCAGCUCUGGCUGCGGUGUACUCGUCGCGACAGGCGAGGCCGACCUCGCCAUUGGCGGCGACCAAGGCGGCUCUAUUCGUCUCACGUACAACACGUUGCCGUUCAACAAUACUGGUCACCCCGCGUUGUCUGUUCCUUGUGGGAUGCUACCACCGCCGGAAGGCCCAGAGACCUUGCGCUUGCCUGUUGGCAUGCAACUGGUCGGAAAGUAUUGGGAUGAGCUCACGCUAUACAAGGCCGCAUUGGCCUGGAGCGACGCAUUUGAUUGGAAGGAGCUCUGA
This is a messenger RNA of Postia placenta MAD-698-R-SB12, 828 nucleotides long. RefSeq lists its product as hypothetical. Lineage: Eukaryota; Fungi; Basidiomycota; Agaricomycetes; Polyporales; Adustoporiaceae. The coding region runs from base 1 to 828 and encodes 275 amino acids. Gene Ontology annotation, molecular function: catalytic activity. The transcript is spliced from 5 exons. The record is from RefSeq and is a predicted model, not a curated record.